Plasmodium vivax (malaria parasite P. vivax) is the source of this 459-nucleotide messenger RNA. RefSeq lists its product as hypothetical. The transcript has 2 exons. Gene Ontology annotation, molecular function: structural constituent of ribosome. The record is from RefSeq and is a predicted model, not a curated record. The coding region runs from base 1 to 459 and encodes 152 amino acids. Gene Ontology annotation, cellular component: mitochondrial large ribosomal subunit. NCBI's taxonomy places the organism in Eukaryota, Apicomplexa, Aconoidasida, Haemosporida, Plasmodiidae.
AUGAUGCAGUGCUUGAAGAGGGCAGUGGAGGGGCCCCGGAGACCCCCCGCCUUUCCCAUCCACUCGAGAAGCCUCUUCUUAAGUAAUGGGAUGCUCGCCCCAAAGGCCAAGCCAGGGAAAAAGGGACAAGAUAAAAAAGAUGGCCGGGGGGGAACCACCACGGAGGGGAAGGAAGAACCAAAGGCACACAUCUUUAACAUCUACAGUACAGUCGAGAAGGACCAUGAAAUGCUGCCUGACCAUGCCUACCCCAAAUGGUUGUGGAAAUUAGAAAAACCGAUGAAGAGCUAUGGCGAGUUGGCGCUGAUGUUCCUCUACGGAAAGGAUGUGGAAAGGGCCACGGCAGACGAUUACCAUCGCUUUCGCAGGCUGCACAACAAGAACCUCAUCAAGCUGAACAACAUGAGGCUAAAGAAGUCCAAGCGGUCGACGGUCAAGCCGGUUUUUUGGGACCUCUAG